Messenger RNA from Archocentrus centrarchus (flier cichlid), 2314 nucleotides. RefSeq names its product oxytocin receptor a (gene oxtra). The transcript has 2 exons. Gene Ontology annotation, molecular function: vasopressin receptor activity; oxytocin receptor activity; peptide binding. Lineage: Eukaryota; Metazoa; Chordata; Actinopteri; Cichliformes; Cichlidae. Bases 458 to 1639 code for a protein of 393 amino acids. Gene Ontology annotation, biological process: positive regulation of vasoconstriction; G protein-coupled receptor signaling pathway; female pregnancy. The record is from RefSeq and is a predicted model, not a curated record. Gene Ontology annotation, cellular component: plasma membrane.
CUGAUUGUAACAUUUUCCAAACCUUGAUUUUGAAAGCAGAUGAAUAUAUAAUUUUAAGCUCACAGCCUCUUAAUUGAGAUAUAAUGUUUUUUGUUUUUGGAGUAUUCUGCUCUACUCAUCUAUUUUAGACCCAGUUGUUGGUCACUGCUGUUGUCUUCUGCCGCUUAAGUUUCUUUUUCAUUGGCCUUUUUGUGAACCGUUUUAUAUAAUUUAGAUAAGUGGAGGCAUUUUGCUCCUCUCUCACACGCAUAUCCUGCUUUCAGGGGGGAAAGGGUAUGGGUGAUUGAGGUUCAAAGAGCGAAUCCCUUCCUUUAUUGAUAAGGAAACAUUUUUGAGCAUGAUUAUGUCUUGCCACUUUUGAGGACGCAAGGAAGACUUAAAGACCCUCCAGGUGACUCUUUCAGCUAUUGCAUGACUGCACAACCCUGACGCAUCCGCGGAGGACGAGACUGCGGCAAUGGAAAGUAUUUCAAAUGAAAGUGACAUUUGGCAGUUCAAUGAAUCUUGGAGGAACUCGAGUCUCAUUAACGGAACCGGUGGCUCGAAUCAGACAAACCCCCUGAAGCGAAAUGAAGAAGUGGCGAGGGUGGAGGUGACUGUGCUCGCCUUGGUGCUCUUCCUGGCGCUCGCGGGUAACCUGUGCGUCCUGUUGGCUAUCCACACAACCAAACACAGCCAGUCUCGUAUGUAUUAUUUCAUGAAACACCUGAGCAUCGCCGAUCUGGUUGUGGCGAUAUUUCAAGUUCUCCCUCAACUUAUUUGGGACAUUACAUUUCGGUUCUAUGGACCAGACAUCUUGUGCCGGUUGGUGAAAUACCUGCAGGUCGUUGGGAUGUUCGCCUCCACUUAUAUGUUAGUUUUGAUGUCCAUAGACAGGUGUUUGGCAAUUUGUCAGCCGCUCCGUUCUUUGCACAGGAGAAAAGACCGUUUAUAUGUCAUAUUUUCUUGGAUCCUGAGUCUGCUCUUCAGUAUCCCGCAGAUGUUCAUCUUUUCCCUGAGAGAGGUUGGCUCGGCUGGAUCAGGAGUGUACGACUGCUGGGGCGACUUCGUGAAACCUUGGGGAGCCAAAGCUUACAUCACUUGGAUCAGCCUCACCAUAUACAUAAUUCCAGUGGCCAUACUGAGCAUUUGUUACGGGUUGAUAAGCUUUAAAAUAUGGCAAAACUUUAAACUGAAAACUAGACGGGAGCAAUGUAUAAGCCUGACGCCUAAAACCACCAAAAGCAACACACUGGCCCGUGUAAGCAGUGUAAAGCUCAUCUCCAAGGCGAAGAUCACAACAGUGAAGAUGACCUUUGUGAUCGUGGUGGCUUAUAUCGUGUGCUGGACCCCCUUUUUCUCGGUUCAGAUGUGGUCUGCGUGGGAUCCAGCUGCCCCCCGUGAGGCCAUGCCCUUCAUUAUCUCCAUGCUGCUGGCCAGCCUCAACAGCUGCUGUAACCCUUGGAUCUAUAUGUGCUUCGCCGGGCAUCUGUUCCAGGAUCUUAGGCAGAACUUUCUUUGCUGUUCCACUCGCUACCUCAAGUCAUCCCAGUGCCACUGUGAGCGUGACUUUAACUCCAGUCACAAGAGCAACUCAUCAACCUUUGCCAUUAAGAGCACAAGCAGUCAGAGGAGCAUCACACAGACUUCUACCACAUAAGCCCUUGCCCUCUCUUUCCCUUCUCAUGCUGUGCCCUCAGCCCUUCACUGCGUGCUGUCGACCAUAAAAUAUCCAGCAGUUUGAUUUCUUUAAAUACCUCCUCACUGAGGUUUGCUAUUCAGAAGGGGGGAAGUAAACAAAAGUCUUCUUCUUCUUCUUUUUUUAAUAUCAGCAUGAAGUGAAAAUGAAAUUGUGAAAAGAGAAAACCUUCUGCAAAGUAUUACAGGCGGGGGACGGGCGGGGGGUAAAGUGUUGUUCUUUAAAACUCACAGAGGUAAUCACAGACUAAGCUGUAUAAUCAGCUGAAUCUUUUUGAAUUUUUUUUUUUUUACAUUUUUCUUUUUGAAUAUGCUUACAGUACAUGUUUAUGUGUUUGAAAUGCAGAAGAAGUAAAUGAGUAUUUAAAAAGCUUCUGAGCACAAUCAUCCAUCAGUUAGUGUCACCAGCAAAGCUUGUGGAUCCUAUUUGUCAUGCUGUGUUAUGAUGAAAUUGUUCUUCUGUUGUAAAUAUUGUGCACCACAUUGUUCACCUUGUUACGUUUUCAGAAUACUGCAACCUGUAAAAUGUUACUUGAGCUCUUGUUAGAUGUGACAUGGUAAAAAUUUUAUAAAUGGAUUAAAAAUAAAGAAUAAAAGCAACUAAAAAUAAAAAUGCAAUUAUGAUAUAAUUGUUUAA